AACAAAGAUCCAUUCGUGUAGGACUUCGCGGUUUGUGGUGCAGUGUUUAUUUUGAGGAGCGUUAUGUGCGUGCGCGAGCUUUGGUUAAAGAGAAAAGGGUGUAUCGUCAUAAAGAAACACGAAUAUAAAUAAACUGUGCGUUUUUUUCUCGUAGAAAUUUAAUGACUGUUCGUAAGCUUAACUGAAGUUUGUGAAUAAAAUACAACAAUGAUCUGAGAGUGUUUGGAUUUAUACGCUCUUGGGUACACAUACAGGGUCACCUUGAGGAGGGACAUCUAUGGCGCAUGCGUAAGCCUCUCUGUCCUCCAACAUGGCGGCUGCCAGUUGUGCCAUGCUGCUGAACAGGAGUGUGGGCCGUUUAGUGGCUCGCACGGUAUUUAGGAGACCUUUCUGUGUCCAGAGCAUAUCCAGCAUUUCCUUCCUGCAGCCUGAGCGAUUUCCUUUCCGUCUUUACAGUACAGAGGCUAGCCAAGCUGGACCGACAGAGCCAGUCGAUUUUGACAGAAAACUACGUUUUAAGGAGAAACCAUGGGAGUACCUGGAGAGUGAAGAGUACAUUGAAAGAUAUGGCAACAAGCCCAUCUGGUUUGGUUACAGGCGCAAUCACAAGGGCCAGAUUCCACCGCAGAAGACCCGGAGGACUUGCAUUAGAGGAAGCAAAGUCUGUGGCAAUCCCUGCCCCAUCUGCAGAGACCCAAACCUCUUCGUAGAUUAUAGGAAUGUGAAGCUUCUGGAGCAGUUCAUCUGCCCCCAUAUGGGCAUCACGUACCACCCAACACACACAGGUGUCUGCAUGAGGAAAUAUAAGCAUCUGACCGAAGCUAUUGAGAAGGCUCGCAACAGUGGCCUUUUAUCCUCCUACAUCCCUUUCACCACUUUCCAUGAGGAUUUCAGCAAUCAGCAUCCUGCUGUCACCAAAACUGCUCCGUCCCCAGCUCUGCAGAACAAGGCAGCAUGGUAUGAAUGGUAUGAAUGGCAGCAGCCCCCGGAGAAGGAAAUUCAGCGGAUCAGAAGGAUUUACAAGGACUACCUGAAAGAGGAGAGCGGCCCUCCGUGAGCUGGGUAGGAGGCACUGGAGAGAAUCACACACUUCCCUGGUGGUUGUGGAGUUUGUCCUUGAAAAUGCUCUGAAGGGUGGUCCACCUGUGACCUUGGCUGCUUUCUAUUUUCUCGUCUAUCAAUGUCAAUAAAGUCAAAGUCCUUA
This is a messenger RNA of Rhineura floridana, 1204 nucleotides long. It is a transcript of the gene MRPS18B, whose product is annotated as mitochondrial ribosomal protein S18B. Lineage: Eukaryota; Metazoa; Chordata; Lepidosauria; Squamata; Rhineuridae. Gene Ontology annotation, biological process: mitochondrial translation. The transcript has 7 exons. Gene Ontology annotation, molecular function: structural constituent of ribosome. The coding region runs from base 311 to 1057 and encodes 248 amino acids. Gene Ontology annotation, cellular component: mitochondrion; ribosome. The record is from RefSeq and is a predicted model, not a curated record.